Molecule: messenger RNA, 1247 nt
Organism: Brassicogethes aeneus
Lineage: Eukaryota; Metazoa; Arthropoda; Insecta; Coleoptera; Nitidulidae
Source: the annotation of a GenBank genome assembly
UUUGGCGCGCGCAUGCCCAUGUUGCCUCUUUUGGAUUAGUUUCCAUCUUGUACACAUCUUGCAAGGUAAAACCUUAAUCACACACACAACCAUGGCUGAUCUUGAAGACACCCAAUUCCACACUGGAGACUCCGGUGCCUCUGCAACAUACCCAAUGCAAUGCUCGGCCCUGCGUAAAAACGGUUUCGUCAUGCUCAAAGCCAGACCCUGCAAGAUUGUCGAAAUGUCCACUUCCAAAACUGGCAAGCACGGACAUGCUAAAGUUCACUUUGUAGGAAUCGACAUUUUCUCAGGCAAAAAAUACGAAGAUAUCUGUCCAUCCACACACAACAUGGACGUCCCGCACGUUAAGCGCGAGGACUUCCAGCUGACCGACAUCUCCGACGACAACUACUUGUCGCUGAUGAGCGACAACGGCGAUCUGCGCGAGGAUCUCAAAGUGCCCGAGGGCGAGGUGGGCCUGCAGCUCCGUACGGAAUACGACGCUGGCAAAGACAUCCUUUGCACCGUGCUCAAGUCUUGCGGCGAAGAGGUGGUGAUUGCAGUAAAAACAAACACUGCCCUGGACAAAUAAUGGCCAACGAGAGUGGGGUGUGGGGGCCAGAGUCAAGUAAAAACAACAACAACAACAACACACAAAAAAAUAAUAUCCAAACAACAACCUACAAUCAGCAACAUCGGCAUGUUUGUUUUUUGCGAAAGCCCGCCUAAAGGCGGUCCCCUGCUACAGCUACUACACACAUAUUGGACCAGUUGUAUCAAAAAAUUUAAAAAUAUAAAAAUACUUAAAAAAAUACUAAGCUUACACCGUUUUUUGUAACGGAACGGGCUAUACCUAGCAUCUAAUGUAUAACAUCUUGUAUUUUGUUGGCAAAACUACUUUUGCGCAAAAGAAAACAAAAACUGUUCAAUAAAAUUUAAUUUAAUUUUUAAACUGUAAAUUUUUUUUAUUAUUAUUUUUACCAUUGGGACUGCCUAUUCCGACCCUACACCCAUACAACCGUUAAAAACCUUUUAGUUAGCAACAAAACCAACGAAUAAGCAGUCCCGAUAAAAAACACAAACACUAUUGUUGACUUUAAGUUUUUUGAAUUCAAUAAACGUAUAUAGCAAUUUUUUUAACACUUGUUUUUGAUAUUGUUUGUAAAUUAAGUUUUUUACUUUGAACUCGACAUUUUCAUGGCUAAAACGCGUCCUAUAAACGCUAUUUUUAUUGGAAUUGGUUAAAAUAUAUGAAAUGUGGAUUC